UCAGUGUCUGAUGACGAAUUGCCCCACGAAUCAUUAUCACUCAGUUCUACAAGUGGUUCUAAUUUACUAUCGCUGUUCUCUAGCUGGUCAAAAAAAGAUUUUGACCUAAAGGGACGCUUUUUGGACGCCAUGGACAUUUUCUCAGUUUCCAGGCAGAAAGAACAGUAAAAAUGCAGGCAGGGCACAGGACAAAGCACUAGGGACAAAAUGUAUGUGAAAUGGUUUGAAUCAGUAAUGUUAUACUAUGAGAUUUUAGUGUAUUGAGUGAAUGUCACUUUUAAAAUGUUUUAAUUUCCCGCCGGUUCCGUCCCCCGUACAUUCCGUACGUCCCAAUGUUUGCAGGAAAAGGAACCCGGAAGACGGAUGCUGGCAUCAGCUGGAGGAGAUGGCCGGGGAUGCUGCAGGGGGGACA
Staurois parvus is the source of this 412-nucleotide messenger RNA. The record is from the annotation of a GenBank genome assembly. NCBI's taxonomy places the organism in Eukaryota, Metazoa, Chordata, Amphibia, Anura, Ranidae.